Anoplopoma fimbria (sablefish) is the source of this 968-nucleotide messenger RNA. RefSeq names its product interferon-induced protein 44-like. The record is from RefSeq and is a predicted model, not a curated record. Lineage: Eukaryota; Metazoa; Chordata; Actinopteri; Perciformes; Anoplopomatidae. The transcript is spliced from 4 exons. Bases 58 to 579 code for a protein of 173 amino acids.
GCUUAUAAAAUCCACAAAGGCCGAGAUAGGUUUUACUCUUUCAUUUUCAAUGACAUCAUGGGCUUUGAGAAAAUGACUAACAGAGGAGUUAAUGUGGAAGACGUGAAACUGGCCAUGAAGGGACAUGUUCCGGACGGUUACAAGUUCGAUCCUGAAGUCCAAUUUCAGGAUGAUGAUGAUGACUACAACUCAUGUCCGACUCUGGACGACAGAGUUCACGUCCUGGUUUGUGUCGUUCCUGCUGACAAUGUUUCUUUAAUGAGUCCAGAAGUUGUGAAGAAGAUGAGAGAAGUCAGAGAAGCAGCCAGUGAAAUGGGAAUUCCCCAACUGGCUAUUCUCACCAAAGUUGAUAAAGCGUAUCCUCAGCUGGCAACAGACAUAAACGAAGUAUAUAAUCACAAGGACUUGAAGCAAAAGGUCGACGAAUUGAGCAUGUUGAUAGGCAUGCCACCGAACUGCUUCUUUCUUGUGAAGAACUACCACUCAGAAACCAACACAAAUGAAGACAUUGAUGUGCUGAUCCUGAAAGCACUGAGAGAGAUUAUUACCUUUGGAGAAGACUUUCUCAACAAUCUGUAGACCUACAUACUGCGAAGGCAAACCUUGUAUGAUCACCAGUUUCCACAUUUUUACUCCCAACUUGUCAAAUACAGACUCUUGGUCAGUGGCCUUAAGCCUCAAACUAUAAAGCUCCACGUACCCCUCUAGCAUCAGUGUUUUAUGUGUCAGGGCGGGGUGUCCGUUUCAUCUCGUCACAUGCAGUGUCUUUUUAAAAUAAACUUCCUUCACAGAAAGUGUGGUUUUGUAAACAAAACCCCUUAGUUAGGUUUAGGAAUAGAGUGGGUGAUGUUAAUAUACUUGCUAACACGUCACUACUGAGUGAGUCAAGACUCACAUGACUAGUGAUGCGAACAACUCACACGAUUAACGACUGACGUGUCUAAAUGUUCAUGAUUACUUUUAUUUUU